AUGGCGGCCGCCCCACGCGCGUGCCGGCAGCGCGGAUGGCGGCUCCCGGUGCUGCUGCUGCUGCUGCUGGCGCCGCCGCCUCCGGGGGGCCCACCGGGCUCCGCUGCGUAUUUCCCCGAGGAGCGCUGGAACCCUGAGUCGCCGCUACAGGCGCCGCGCGUGCUCAUCGCGCUGGUGGCGCGAAACUCGGCCCACGCGCUGCCCGCCACGCUGGGCGCACUCGAGAGGCUGCGGCACCCGCGGGAUCGCACGGCGCUGUGGGUGGCUACGGACCACAAUGUGGACAACACAUCAGCUGUGCUGCGGGAGUGGCUGGUGGCCGUGAAGAGUUUUUACCAUUCUGUGGAAUGGCGGCCGGCGGAGGAGCCCAGGUCCUACCCGGAUGAGGAGGGCCCCAAACACUGGUCCGACUCGCGCUAUGAUCAUGUCAUGAAGUUGCGCCAGGCAGCCCUGAAAUCAGCUCGGGACAUGUGGGCCGAUUACAUCCUGUUUGUGGAUGCGGACAACCUGAUCCUCAACCCUGACACACUGAGCCUGCUCAUCGCAGAGAACAAGACGGUGGUGGCUCCCAUGCUGGAUUCCCGGGCUGCCUAUUCCAACUUCUGGUGUGGAAUGACUUCCCAGGGCUACUACAGGCGCACGCCUGCCUACAUCCCCAUCCGCAAGCGGGACCGCCGGGGCUGCUUCGCGGUUCCCAUGGUGCACUCGACCUUCCUCAUCGACCUGCGGAAGGUGGCGUCCCGGAACCUGGCGUUCUACCCACCCCACCCCGACUACACCUGGUCCUUUGAUGACAUCAUCGUCUUUGCCUUCUCCUGCAAGCAGGCAGAGGUGCAGAUGUACGUGUGCAACAAAGAGGUGUAUGGCUUCCUGCCGGUGCCACUGCGGGCGCACAGCUCCCUCCAGGAUGAGGCGGAGAGCUUCCUGCACGUGCAGCUGGAGGUCAUGGUGAAGCACCCGCCGUUGGAGCCCUCCCAUUUCAUCUCAGUGCCCACCAAGAUACCCGACAAGAUGGGCUUUGACGAGGUCUUCCUGAUCAACCUGAAGCGGCGGCAGGACCGGCGGGAGCGCAUGCUGCGGGCGCUGUGGGAGCAGGAGAUCGCAUGCCGGCUGCUAGAGGCCGUGGACGGCAAAGCCAUGAACACCAGCCAGGUGGAGGCGCUGGGCAUCCAGAUGCUGCCCGGCUACCGGGACCCCUACCACGGACGACCCCUCACCAAAGGCGAGCUAGGCUGCUUCCUCAGCCACUAUAACAUCUGGAAAGAGGUCGUGGACCGGGGGCUGCAGAAAUCGCUGGUGUUCGAAGACGACCUGCGUUUUGAGAUCUUCUUCAAGAGGCGCCUGAUGAACCUCAUGCGGGAUGUGGAGCAGGAGGGCCUGGACUGGGACCUCAUCUACGUGGGCCGGAAACGGAUGCAGGUGGAGCACCCCGAGAAGGCUGUGCCCCGUGUGAGGAACCUGGUGGAGGCUGAUUACUCCUACUGGACACUGGCCUAUGUGAUCUCCCUGCAAGGUGCCCGCAAGCUGCUGGCCGCCAGGCCACUCUCCAAGAUGCUUCCUGUUGACGAGUUCCUGCCUGUCAUGUUUGACAAGCACCCAGUGUCCGAGUAUAAGGCCCACUUCUCCCCCCGUAACCUGCGUGCCUUCUCCGUGGAACCCCUUCUCAUCUACCCCACGCACUAUACAGGGGAUGACGGGUACGUGAGUGACACGGAGACCUCAGUUGUAUGGAAUAAUGAGAACGUCAAGACUGACUGGGACCGUGCCAAGUCCCAGAAGAUGCGGGAGCAGCAGGCACUGAGUCGUGAGGCCAAGAACUCAGAUGUGCUCCAGUCCCCGCUGGACAGUGCUGCCCGUGACGAGCUCUGAGGGGCAGCAGCCAAAAUGCCAAAGCAGCCAUUGCUGGCCCAACCUUCACGUGCUCACUGGGGACAGCAGAUCCACCUAUGUAUCCUGGGGCAGGCCGUGGAUGACUCUCCAUGCAGGGUGGUGUCCAGCCAGCUCUUGCUUAGCAGUCACAUGCACCCAGGCAGCAUUAAUGAAGUGCCUACUGUAUGCCAGGAACAGGGCUUGGCGCUGGAGGAUUGGGCAGGAACAAGCCCUCUUCAUUCAUCUGUUCAUGUGCCCAACACUUAUAAGCACCUGCUGUGUACCAGGUCCCUGUGUUAUGGCAGUGAACAAGGCAUGAUGAUUCGCUUCAUCAGUGAUUGAUUCAGUCAUCAAGCAUAUAUUGAUCAGAUUAAGAAUCAGGCGCUAUGAUAUACAUUCAUUUUUAAAAUUCAUUCAGGUAUUUGUUGAGUACCUACUAUGUAUUGGGCACCAUUCUAGGUUCUGGGGAUAUUGAGGUAAGACACUUUGAUUAAUUUAUUCGAACAUGUAUCAAGCACCUACUAUGUGCAUGGUACUUGUGACACAAAGAUAAGUUCUUGAUUUGGUGCGUUUAUAUAGUGCCUGUUGUGUGCCAGGAGCUGAGCUAGGUGCUGGGGAUGGGGGUAAACAAGGUACUUUUCACUUCUCACUUGGUUUCUUACACAUCUCUAGAGUACCUGCUGUGCUCCAGGCACCAGUGAUACAAAAGUGUGACAUUUGUUCCGUCGGCAUUUUUCAUCACCCACUGUGUGCUCGGCUGCAUGCCAAGUGCUGGGACACAGACGUACGAGUCCCUUCAUUUCUUCAGGCAGCAAGCAUUAAUUGAGCACCUACUGUGUGCCAGGCCUCACAGACUCCCAGUUGGGUUGAAUGGUUGUCCAAGUUUGCUUCUUCCUCAUCUCUUCUCACCUGAGCUGUGUGCAGACAACAACCCCCACUGCCCAAGAGUGUCCCGCUGGUAGCUCUAUCCCCAUCAGGCAACCAUGGUCCCAGUGGUCACCUGGCCACAUGUUAGCCCCCCUGGAGGGGGCACAAGAUGGAGAUGGGGGCUGGGUCUCCCUUGCCCUCCCCCGUUCCUUUUGCGUGACCUCCCUGCCCUUACGUCUCAGGUGUGGUCUCUGCCUGCUUGAUGGGAUGCUCUGUUCAAGUCUUCGGUGGGAUCAUGUGUUUGGGGGCUGGAGGGGCUGCUGUGCCUUCAGCCUGAAUCGAAUGUCAAAUGCAGCCAGUGGUCUUCAUCCUCUGGGGGCUAACUCUGCUGUCUGGGUCGGGUCCUGAAUAACUUGCUUAUUUUUUUAUUAAAUGUUCCUGGUUGGUUUUCACUGAA
Cynocephalus volans (Philippine flying lemur) is the source of this 3193-nucleotide messenger RNA. RefSeq names its product collagen beta(1-O)galactosyltransferase 1 (gene COLGALT1). The coding region runs from base 1 to 1869 and encodes 622 amino acids. The record is from RefSeq and is a predicted model, not a curated record. Gene Ontology annotation, molecular function: procollagen galactosyltransferase activity. The transcript is spliced from 12 exons. NCBI's taxonomy places the organism in Eukaryota, Metazoa, Chordata, Mammalia, Dermoptera, Cynocephalidae.